This is a messenger RNA of Protopolystoma xenopodis, 1794 nucleotides long. NCBI's taxonomy places the organism in Eukaryota, Metazoa, Platyhelminthes, Monogenea, Polystomatidea, Polystomatidae. The record is from the annotation of a GenBank genome assembly.
AUGCCUGAUUACUCUUCUUUGGCUUCUGGUCCUGGUUCCACUUCUCAUCAUUCUCCGUUUGUCCCUCUCACCUGCAGCUCCAGCUUUGUUACUGCUUCUAACACCUCUUCAGCACCCUCUCUCUCACUUGUUCCCCCAUUUCCAUUGAUUCCUACAUCUUAUGCACUUUCAAAUGUCACCACUCCCCACUCAACUUAUCAGCCAACAUCAGGCCCAUCAGUCACUGUUAAUGGUAUCUCUUCUCCAUCACAAGUAUCAAUAAUGCCUGCAUACUUACAUGGCAGUGUAAGCGCAGGCAAUGGUGUGGGUUUGAGUGCUGACGAGGACCUUGCUGAUCGUAGCCUUCAACAACUACUUCUAGACGAGGAGGACUAUGAAGAAGAUCUCCUACUUGCACUACCACUGGUCGCUGGCCCAACUUCUACAUCUACCCCCAGUAGCUACGGCACACUGACAGGUCUUAAGAUGGACGAAUUCUCUUCAUGUGACUUACCUAAUGAGGUUAACCCCAACAUUGAUGGCUCUACCGUCGCUCCAUCUGAUUCCAUCAUUAGUCCCGUGAGUUGGUCAGCUAAUUUCUCCUCUUCUGGUCGCUGUUGUUGUUGUAAUUAUGGCUACUAUGGCUCUGCUGCAACGACUACACCUGUUAACACCGUCUCCACUUGUCUUCCAGGUGCAGAUCAGGUUUCAUCUGCCAUAUUAUCAGCUGUGUCUAUUAGGCAUUCAUCGUCUGACUCAGGCAACUCAUUAAGUCCAGUUUCAUCUGUCCGCUCCUCACAGCAUUCACCUUCUCUCAGUGCCACUGGUAGUAGUAGUAUGGUCUUAAGGGGUGGUGGCCACUCCACUAGCCCUACUCACUUUGCUACCUAUCACCGACGUGGAUCUCAGCCAGCUACAGCUUCGGGUAUCCGCAAGGCGCUUCCGCUUCCUUUGCCCUUACAAUUGCCAUCUCUCAUAGGCUCCAGCUCCUCUUCCGCUUCCAAUGACUUCACUCAUCACGUAGCUAAUGGCUCUGGCGGCGCAUGUCCCGGUGCCGCUAACAAAUCGCCCACCCCUCUCCACUCUUCAACGGCCACUAUCACAAAUUCUUAUAAUUUCCCAUCUACUAUGCAUUUUUGCCACACUUGUCACCCUUGCUGCUCCCGCCCUAUCCAUCCACACGUUCUACUUCAAACUGGCUCUAAUGCAUCCUCUACCAUUGGCUCUUUCCUUUCGCCCUCUGCUAAUAUUUCUUCAUUCCCUUCCGCAGCCACUCUCAUGAGCUGUUCAUCCUGCCUUCCACUGUCAACCUUUCCUCAUUCGCGGACCCCCGCUCAUUCCUUCGGCACACCUCUAUUAUCUCCUUCAGUUAUCGGCGGCUCUUGCUACCCACCGCAAAUCCAGCUUGCCACAUUGAUCAAACUGGUAGAGAGGCUUACUUAUCCAGCUUAUUUUGACUCCAGUAUGGUGAACAGUUUCUUAAUGUCUUUCCGAAGGUUCACUAGCCCUGAAGAUCUGCUCGAUUUACUCAUCGAACGCUUUCAUGUACCCGAUCCAGAAUUUUCGCCUGACGAGUGGCGCGUUGACUUGGCUCGUGGCAGACUCGAGCCGCCAGCGCACUACAUGUUGAAGCGUUUUCGAACUGGCUACAAGCGCAGAGUCCAAGCCAGGUGGGCUGAUAUCAUUGUUUCUUUAUUUCUGUUUAAUUAUGAAGGUUUUUCUUCCCUUUUAACUCUAUGCUGUGUAUGCAUGUUCUCUCACAGCCUUAGCAAUGUAUUUUAUGAGAUUCGCUUGCAUUUUCCAUUCGAUCCUUAA